Messenger RNA from Xiphophorus couchianus (Monterrey platyfish), 4060 nucleotides. RefSeq names its product pro-neuregulin-2, membrane-bound isoform-like. NCBI's taxonomy places the organism in Eukaryota, Metazoa, Chordata, Actinopteri, Cyprinodontiformes, Poeciliidae. Gene Ontology annotation, molecular function: signaling receptor binding. Bases 700 to 2841 code for a protein of 713 amino acids. The transcript is spliced from 12 exons. Gene Ontology annotation, biological process: nervous system development; animal organ development; intracellular signal transduction. The record is from RefSeq and is a predicted model, not a curated record.
CGUUUCUUUCUUUCUUUUUUUUUUUUUUAACUUAUUUUCAUUUAUUUUUUCUUUUAGCUUCUUUUUGGACCAGUGGAACUCUUGAAGAGCGAAAAGACGCGGGACUACAGGAUUUAUUUUUUCGUAUUUAUUCAUUAUUUUUAUUUUUAGGCGCGUGUGCGUGGAGUGCGCAUCAUUCCCUGUGAUUCCCCCUGUACGCGCAAGAGAGGCAACGCGCCCACCCAUGCGAUGCUAGCCUAUUAGCUGAAGAGAGAGGCAGAGGGAGAAAGAGAGAAAGAGAGAGAGAAAGAGGGAGAGAGGUUUCAAGUCCUGGAUCUUAUAGAGGCGGCUAAUUUACGAGUCUUGUUUUGCCUUUCAGGAAGGGGGAGGGGGGAAACCGGGAGAGAUAAGAAGGGGAGGGUGGUCGGUGAAGGAGAAUGCAGCAAUCACAUUUUUGAGCAUGCAGAAGCGGGCCGUUUCCGGUUCCUAGGCUCGCCGUAUCAUCAGCCCCCAUCCGACGCCAAGCAGCAGCCGUAUGGGGAAAGCAGAGCCAGACCCAGAUGGCAUGGACACUUCCACGACGUCUGCCGCUCUGCCCCGCCUGCCCUGCCGGAGCCCGUUCGCUGCCGCUGCAGCCGCUGCCGCCGCCGCCGCCGCCGUCUCUCUCCUCCAGCUCGCUCCGCCGCCCAGCAGCACUGCAGCACAGCACAGGCUGACGGCAUGAGGCUGGAUCCGGUGCAUCUCUCCAUGCUGGUCAUCGGGGUCUCUUUCGCCUGCUACGCCCCGAGUCUCAACUCCCUCCAGGACCAGGCGUACCGAUCGGCCGUGGUCAUCGAGGGCGAGGUGCGCUCCUCCCCGGAGAACGUCUCCGCCAGCGAGCCCUACAGCGUGAAUGUCAGAGUGCUGGAUGUGUGGCCCGUCAACAGCGGCGGCCUCGAGAGGGAGCAGCUCGUGACCGUCGGGGACUUCGGCUCCGAGACGCCCUGCACCACGGUGGAGAAGGACCACAGGUACAUCUUUUUCAUGGACCCGACCGCCGAGCCGCUAGUGUUCAAGGCGUCCUACGCCCCCGUGGACGCCAGCGAGCCGGAACUGAAGAAGAAUGUGGAGAGAGUGCUGUGCGAGGACUGCGCGUCUGCUCCUAAGCUGAGGCCGAUGCGAGGCCAGUCUCUGCCGGAGGGGGGCAAGAUGUACUUGAAGUGCGAGGCGUCGGGGAACCCCAGCCCUUCCUUCCGCUGGUACAAAGACGGACGCGAACUCCAGAAAGGCAGAGACCUCAAAAUAAAAACCAACGUAAAAAACUCAAAGUUGCAGAUCACUCGUGUCCGUCUGGAAGACUCCGGCAACUACACCUGCGUGGCUGAGAACUCGUUAGGACAAGAAAACGCCACGAGUAUAAUCACCGUGCAGAUCUUGACCACCACCACCCCAUCUCCAGGUGUGAGUCACGUGAGGCGCUGCAACGACUCGGAAAGGGCCUACUGCGCUAACGGAGGAGACUGUUUCUUUAUACACGGUUUUAACCAGCUGUCCUGCAAGUGUCCCAAUGACUAUACGGGGGACCGCUGUCAAAACUCCGUCUUGACCAGUUUCUACAAUCUUUUCAAAAAUGGAUUUAUGGAGGCAGAGGAGGUCUACCAGAAGCGGGUGCUGACGAUCACAGGCAUCUGCGUGGCCUUGUUAGUGGUCGGCAUCGUGUGUGUGGUGGCCUACUGCAAAACCAAGAAGCAGAGGAAUCAGAUGCAGCGUCACCUACAUCAAAACCAGAAUCAGUUCGUGGAGCAGCCAAACCGCGUGCUGGCUAAUGGUCCCAACCACCCUGGGCCCGGUCCAGAGGAGAUCCCCAUGCUCGAUUACAUCCCAAAGAGCGUCCCGACGACAGAGUGUGUGAUCAGCCAUGGAGCUGAGGGUGCUGGCAACUAUGCAGGCAGUCGAAUGUCAACCCGCUCCCAUCACUCCACCACUGCCUCACAUGGUUCCAGACACGAGGAGCAGACGUGGAGCAUGGAGCGGACAGAGAGCGUAAACUCAGACUGCCAGUCGGGCGGGCUCUCCAGCUCCGUGGGAACCAGCAAGUGCAGCAGCCCGGCAUGCAUGGCGAGGCGGGCCGCCAACUACGGCUGCACAGGCGUGUCAGGAAUGGGGAUGCAGUACGGGGACUCUUACGACUCUCUAAGAGACUCGCCUCACAGUGACAGAUACGUGUCGGCGCUGACCACGCCGGCACGGCUGUCUCCUGUGGAGUUCCACUACCCGCCUCUGCCGCCCCAGGUGCCCAUCUUCCAGAUCACCUCGCCCAACACAAGCCACGCCCUCUCCCCGCCCCCUGCUGGGGCUUACCACAGAGACGACGACCAACCGCUGCUAAGAUGCCCCGAAGACGGAAGUUUAUACAGGCAGCCCAGACGACCCCGGCGGCCCUACCUGACAGAGAGCACAGGAAGUCUGCCGUCCAGCCCCUACCACCUCCCGGACGACGAAGCCUACGAGACGACGCAAGAGUACGCCUCCUCCCGGGAACCCAUCCGGAGCCGGCGCCGGCCGCGGCGCAACCGCCUCAACGGACACACAUCCCAGCGCUCAGCGGGGUUUCGGGACUACAGCUCGCAGAGCUUCAGUCAGUCUGAGGAGGAGGAGGACGAGGAGGAAGAGGAGGACGAGGACGCUGACGGGGAGAGCACGCCUUUCCUCAGUAUGCAGAACAUGAACAUGGACCAGCCGCUGACCGGCUCGGGGUACCGCUCGUCAGCCGGCGCGGACACACGGACUCACCGUGGGCUGAGUCGGCCGAGCGCGCGCAGCAACGGGCAGAGCCGCAGCUCCCAGUCACAGCGCUCCAAAGCCGACAACAUGCCCCUUUAAGACUGGACCUCCCCCCGACACCCACCCGUAAGACCCCCCAGUCCCGUCCCGCCACGACCCCCGCCACCUCACACACCUCCUCUCCUCCUUCCUUCACAGAACCAGUGGACUAGAGACCUGCACCUAGGAGAAAUAUUUUUAUUUUGUAUAACAGACAGAUAUUCUAAACAAAUGAAAUAUUUAUUUUCAUUUCAGCAAAAAUUGUCUACUAGCUAACAGCAAAGACUUUUUUUUAUAACGGGGGGAUAUUUAUAUGUGAGGUUUUUUGAUUUACAGCAUUAUGAGAGAUGAAAAAAGGAGAAUUACGUGCCAAUUUUUUCACAAGUUAGAUAAAUAGAAUAAUAUUGUGGUGCCUUUUGCUGUAUGCUGAAGUCGGAGGUCCCGUUGAGUUUUUGUAGCUUUUCUUAUAAAGACUCCUCAUUUUUAUAGAGACCAACCCUCUUCCUUCCUAUUGCUUUGGUUUGGGGUUUUAUUAUUAUUAUUAUGUUUUGCUCUGAUUUGGGAUCUUCCUGUUUUUGAACUGUGAUCUGAUUAUGUCAUCAUGCAAUAUCGAUUCCUUCUGUGUACAAGGUGUCUGUUUACACGAGUUCGCCCCGCGCGGCGGUCCAGCCGGAUGUGCAGGGUGGAUUCCUCUGAUGAACAUGCAUCUGUCAUUAGCCGCGUCCGUGUCUGCUGCCUGUCACUCAUCUUGUCGUAGUUUCUGUCGGAAAGAAGGGCGGUCAGGUGUGGCAUGUAGAGGAUCGGCGAUCUCAGAUGUCCGUCUAGAUGUUCAGGGUUCUGUCAUUACAUUAGUAUGUGUGUGUGUGUGUGUGUGUGAGAGAGAGAGAGAUUUUCAUAAAGCCUGGUUUGCGGCCCCUCACCUGACGCGUCCGCCGGUCGCCAAGCUGCCAGAAGCUCCACUGCACUGUAAGCGGCUCCCUCGCGCGAGCCAGGGAGCCGCUCGACCCGAACUGAACCCGACCAGUUCAGUUGUAAUAUCCAGCCUGACUCUGGCCUCCCGUGGACUGCCUGCCCAUCCCCCCGCCCGUUUCCUAUGCCAGCAGCUUAGAGCCGCACUGUGUCUCAGGACUUUCCCCAUCGCAUCACAGCCGAACGACUCGCAGCAGACGGCGCCUCCACCGACCCCGUCAUCCCAGUCUCAGAUCAGUCCACGCGGCCAGACCCAUACCACCGCCCACCCGCACUCACUUCCGUCGAGUUAACAGAAAGAAGAAAGAAA